AUGGUUCGAAAGAGCUACCACGGUUCUGGUAAACUAUGGGCUCCAGAAGGAACAUGGUGGGGUUUAGUCAAAGUACUGGCCUUGGAAAAAGUUUCCAGACAGAAAAGAUGCAUAGUAAUACAAAAGCAGACAGGUGGCAAGGCGGACAGCGGCGAGGGUUCUGAUGAUGAAGACUACGACUUCAAGAGACCGGAGCCCAAAGCGCCUCUUCCUGACAGACUCCGUAAUGACAAGAGUGAUGGGUUUCAGAGGAAGAAUGAUGUUGAGACUAUUCCUCCUGAAUUACUGAAGUAUAAGGCACCGAGCAAAGCUAUGUAUCGGCGACUGAGGAUGAAGAAUCGGCUGUUAAGAAACCAUUUUGAUAUGGGAAAAGCCUAG
Helicoverpa armigera (cotton bollworm) is the source of this 378-nucleotide messenger RNA. RefSeq lists its product as uncharacterized. Bases 1 to 378 code for a protein of 125 amino acids. NCBI's taxonomy places the organism in Eukaryota, Metazoa, Arthropoda, Insecta, Lepidoptera, Noctuidae. The transcript has 4 exons. The record is from RefSeq and is a predicted model, not a curated record.